Molecule: messenger RNA, 711 nt
Organism: Staurois parvus
Lineage: Eukaryota; Metazoa; Chordata; Amphibia; Anura; Ranidae
Source: the annotation of a GenBank genome assembly
AUGGCGACUGCGAUGUACCUCGAGCACUACUUGGACAGCAUCGAAAAUCUACCAUGUGAGCUUCAGCGGAAUUUCCAACUCAUGAGUGACCUGGAUCAAAGGACUGAGGAUAAAAAGAAAGAGAUUGAUGCCUUGGCCAGUGAAUACAUAAACAAAGUACGAGACUUUACCCCUGAACAGAGAGUGCAACAUUUACAGCGCAUUCAAAAUGCCUACAGCAAAUGCAAGGAGUACAGUGACGAUAAAGUGCAGUUAGCCAUGCAGACGUACGAGAUGGUGGAUAAACACAUCAGACGACUAGAUGCAGACCUGGCACGAUUUGAAGCUGACCUCAAAGAAAAAUUGGAAGGGACAGAGUUUGACAGCCCAUCUGGACGUGGAAUAAAAAAGAAUCGAUCACAGAAAGACAAGCGAGGUUCCAGAGGCCGUAGGGUAUCAGAAGAAGACACUGUAAAGAAGAAGAAGUUAAAAGGAGGUCCAGCGUUCUCAGAAGCAGUAUUGUCUGUACAUCCUUCUGAUGUCCUUGAUAUGCCUGUCGACCCCAACGAACCAACCUACUGCUUGUGUCAUCAGGUGUCCUAUGGAGAAAUGAUUGGCUGUGACAAUCCAGAUUGUCCCAUAGAGUGGUUUCAUUUUGCAUGUGUGGAUCUCACCACUAAACCAAAAGGAAAAUGGUUCUGUCCCCGCUGUACCCAGGAACGGAAGAAAUGA